This is a messenger RNA of Vitrella brassicaformis, 7203 nucleotides long. The record is from the annotation of a GenBank genome assembly. NCBI's taxonomy places the organism in Eukaryota, Vitrellaceae.
GUUCCAUUCGCUCACGUGUACACAAUACAUAUAUACUGCAGCUGAUCGAGUCGAUCGAUCGCAACCAGCGUUAGACAGACAGACAGACAGACAGACAACAUGAGCCGCGAAUUCGAGAGCUAGGCAACUGUCUAAAAAAAGCGCCAUGCUUGACACUGUCAGUCACGCUGCAUCCAUACAUACAUACAUACAUCGAUGGAAGACAAACAGUCAUCCAACGAACGCUGACUGAGUGAAUCGUCUCGCCAGCUGGGGCCAACCCAUGCAGGAUAAAAAAGACGACCACACGUAUGUCACACCUGCAGCCGUUUCACCUGCAAUGGUAACCAGACAGACAGACAGACAGACAACAAGACGGGGAGGGGCAUUCAUGCAGGCAAGUGCCUCUGUGGCUGCCCACCCACCUGUGAGGCGUGCAUCUGCUGCGGACAUAUCGGGCACUUGAACUUGGCCCGGGCCGUGCGGCUGAUGCGGUCCAAACACGCCCUGCGCACACACAGUGAGACAGCACAAACAACACACAUCGCGCACGCAUUGCAUGUUGUGUGUUGGCUCGUCUGCCUUCGGCCCGAACGUACUUGGAGAUGCAGUGUCCGCAGGUGAGUAGCACAGGUGGGUUGGCGCUUGAGGUCUGGGUGCGUGUGACGGGGCAGGUGAAGUGCGAGUGGAAGUGGAAUGGGCGGCCGAGGUCGAGCUCGAUAGGGAUCUGGUGUGAGGUGAGCCACUCCUGCCCCCUGUCGCCCGCCACUCCGUUGCUCAUCAGGUCCUGGAAUUGCAUCAGACGGGGAAGCGCCACCAUACCCGCACACACCGCAACCGACAGAGGGCUGAAACCAGCCAACGAGCCAACCAAACAGAGAAUCGUGUGUGCAUGUGUUCCUUUGUCGCUUCUCAGCCCUCACCUCUGCUGCGGGAGUGCGAUCCGUUCGGUUUCCUCCUCCUCUUCCAUGUCAUCGUUAUUAUCGCCCCGCUCCACCCCGCCAUCCCUCGCCCCCUGCCCCUCCCCGUGGCGACCCGCCUCUGGCCGUGGCGAGAGGUCCUCAUCUACGUUGAGGUCCGACCCCUCCUCGGCCUCGACCAUGUUGUCCUCCCCUCCCUCGACCUCCUCCUCUAUCUCAUCAAUCUCAUCCUCGAGCUCCUCCUCCUCUUGGUUGAUCAUGUCCAGCUCGUCGCCCUCCUCGUGCUGAUCGUCAUCGUCCUGCUGGUUGCCCGUGUCGGGGUCGUCAUCCGGCUCGUCAUCGGGGUCGCCCCCUCCCCCUGGCGCGCCCGGAGCGGUGCCAACCAUCCGUCGCCAGAAGUCGCUGGGCAGAGGGAGGGGCAAGCGAGCCGCCGCAGACCUGACGCGAACGAACAGACAGACGACAGAGCUCUCUCGCAUUGUCUGGUGUUUUGCAUGCAGAUAUGGAUGGGUAUCUACGUCACUUACCCUUCUCGGCUGCCGCCCUGUCUUCUGUCCUCGGGAGCCAUCGGGCUGUCGUCUCCUUGCGCGGCCGUGUCUGGCGGGGGGUUGCCUGUGGCUGGGUGUGGAGGGGGCAGGUCGAGCAUAUCCAAUAGUGGGUCCCGCGCCAGCGGGGGGAUCGGUUGCGCAGAGGGCGGUACACUCAACGGCGGCCCGCGACGAGGCUGACAAAGGAGAAACCAGUCAAUCGGUGAGGAGGUUGCCAUCCAUUCGUCACCCACCCAGUCACCGACCCACCUGAUUGUUGUCAUCGUCGUUGUCACCGGCUGACUGCUCUCGCCCCGCGGCAGCAGCAGCAGCAGCCCCUCCAUCGGCAACAAAUUCCAUGGGCGCCGCACCAGCCUCCUCGCCGCUCCCCUCGCCCUCUCCCUCCUCGGGCAGGGGCACCAGGCGCCCAGACGAAGACGACACGACACGCACACCCACAGGUGCUGCUGCUGCUGCCGCACUUGACGACGAUGCCCUGACGGACGGACACGUGACACAAAGGGGAGGUGCGUUUGUCCGAUGGUGGGGUUUGGUGUUUCCUUACUCGCCGCUCUGUCCCGUCCUUGGCCUCCAGAUGGCGGCAAGAGGCGGUGCCCGCCUGGCCACCUCCAAAUAUGACGGUCUGGGCGGUGGCGACUCCUCCUCAGUGCCGCCCACCCUGCCCCCGCCCAGGCUGGCACUUAUCUCAUAGACGAGUGCCCGCAGCUCCUCAGGGCUGAACUGAGACGUCAGCCCCUCCCGCAAAACCGCACUGGGGAGGGACUCCAGCCAACGCCGACGCCUGCCCUCACGCGACCGGCCGUUGUCCUGGCUCUCCCUCUCCCUCUGCUGUGGCUGAUGCUGCUGCUGAUGCUGCUGCUGCUGCUGCUGGCCGUCCGAUGACGAUGCUGCUGGGCCAGCACCGCCCCCGGCCAGCGCCUCUAGGUCAAUCAGCUCCUCGAGGGCCUCUUCGAGUGCGUCCACCAGCUGGUCGAUCCGCUCGGACGGCUCUGGCGAUGGGGGGCCUUCUUGUCUUUCUCCGGGGUGUGUGGGCGGGCUGGGGGAUGGAGAGGGCGAUGGCCUGUCGGGGAUGUUGUUGUCGCUGUAUGAGGGCGUGGUGGCCGCCUCAAGCGCCUCUAUCACUCGCUGUAGAGAGCGAGAGCGACCCGGAUCUGACAGGCAACACAGUGCGCCGCAUGUAUGAUGCCUCGGGCGCAGGUGUCUUGUGUGUUUACUCUGCAGGCCUUCGCGGAGAAGCCUCGCCAAGUUAGGCCCUCCUGUGGCGCCCGACGACUCCCCCUCUCUCUCCCCGUCGCCCUCCCCACUGCCCCCAAGCAGUCGCCUGAGCAUCAGCAGCAUCCGCAGCCUGUCAUCCACAGACCUCCUGGUUCCAGCAACGAGCAUCGCCAUCGCCCGACCGCCCUCCGUCUCGGUCGCUGCCGGGACGGGCGGGGCGGCGCUGGCCGAUGCAGAUGAGGAUCUGGCGGAAGCGUGUGUGUUGCCGCGCUGGGCGGCUGCCGCACUGCACGACGGUGGGGGGUUGGCCGGUGCUGCCUGAGAUGGCGAGGGGAGGCUGGCAGACGGUUGUGCGGGAGGCACAGCGGCGGGCUGUGUUGACUCCGCAGCUGCGGUGCCACUAGCACCUCCACCCGGACCUCCCUCGGACCUCGAUGCCCCUGCUGCGGCCAUGACAGGCCCUGCAGAGGUCACUCCCAGCACCUCCAUCGUGCUGGCGCCCAUCUGCCCGCCCUCAGUGGAGCUGCGCGAGCCCUCGCCAGCCGGAGAGGCCGUGUCGGUGGCCACUGCCGCGGCCGACGCAGAUUCAGACCCGACACGGCUGGGGGCCGUGGUGGAGCUGAGGGCGCCACGCUGGGAGUCGGAUGAUGACGGCCCUGGCGGUGUGGGCUCCGCUCUCUGGCCAGACGAGCGUCGGUCUUCCCCGCUGCCCUCCAGCUGUCCCUGGCCAGUGGGCCGCCACCCACCGCCAGAUGAGCCCGACUGCUGGAAGGGGCGCAGCAUCGCCAGCACACGGAACGAGUCGAGACCGACGCCAGCGCCUUCUGCCCCCGAUGAGGACGACCGUGAAGCUCCCCCUCCCUCCCCUCUCGUGUCAGUGUCGCCUUGCUGUGGGGCGGCCGGCUCAGCACGAGGGAUCGUGGAGCCCCUGUUUGCGGCGGCAAGAGCGGCAUGCAUCUCGAGAUGGCCUGGCGGCAACGGCAUCCCCACUGGUGGGAGAAUGCGCGAGGAUGCGCUUGAGGGGCCCUGCGACCUGCCGACGGUGUUGGCGGCGCUGCCGAGGAUCGACGAGAUGUCCUGCUGGAUCUGGCCGGAGAUGGGGCCCGUGUUGAGCCCCGCCACCUGCCGCCGCAUGAUGCGCUGCAUCAAGAUGGUCCGGAUCUCGUCUCGCGUGGCUCUGAAGCCCAUCCACCAACAGACAGACAUCAGACACAAUCGUAAUCUGACAGAGCCGAAAUGAAAUGCCCCCCAGCUCUGCCCACGCACCUGUUUCUCAUUCUUGCGGAUGGCGAGCUGUGUGUGAAGGUGGCGCGUGUGCUGGGCGCCCUGUGCGGCGCUCCGCCCCCGCUGUCAUGCACUCCUCUCCCUCCUCUCCACGAGGGCGUCGCGUGCCUCAGCGAGGGCGAGUCGUCAUCCACCGACGGCGGCGGAAUGGGCGGCGGCCCGUGCAGUCCGGCCGCCCACGGCGAGCUGCCCACACGGCUCGACAUGCCGGGCGGGAGGGGGCCUUGGUGGGCCGAUGCCAUUCCCAUUCCAGCACCGAAGCCGAAGCCACCAGCUUCCCUGACUCUGGUGUUGACGGGGCUGGGCCGCUGGCUCGUCCUGCCCGCGGCGGCACGAUGGACGGGGAACGUCGCGCCUGGUGCGCUGGCGCCGCGCCGUCGGUCGUCUGCUGCCCUCCCAGCUCCCUCCGGCCGUCGGUCGUCGAUGGUCAUAAUGGGUGGGGUGGGUGUGUGUGGGGGGGCGAUGGGGAUGAAGCUGCGGGUGUGGAAGACGGGCAGGGGGGGCGGCGGGGCGCCGAAUAUGAGCCGGUGGUGGUUGGAUGAUGUGUUGAUGCGUGGGGGACGACUGUGCGGAGGGCGGCAACCCUCGCCACUCGGCUGAUGGUGGAAUGCUCGUGGCCGACUGAACGAGACGAGAGUGGCGGUGCUGUCUGGUGGCGGACCUCCAAGUAUGCGUGAGGGGUGAGCCGCCGACUCCGUUUGCGCAUUGCGCGUGAUGGCGCUCCGCAGCCACGAUGGGAUGUUGAGCAGAGCCCCUCGACCGCGGCUCUCACCGGUGCGCGCACUGAAUCAAUCAGAGAGAGGGAGGGGAGGCCGGUGCAGUCCAACCAUGAUAUAUGUGUGUGUCCAAUACAAUACAGAUGGUAUGGCACGUACCGUCCCACACUGAAGACGGAGGACGGUCCCCCCAUCCCUUCUGGGCCGUCGUCGCCGCUGCCCCUGCUGCUAUGCCGCGGGCCUCCUCCCCCUCCGCCUCCAGGAGGCCCGCCUGGCCCCCACGGGUACGUACCAUGGCUGCCGUUGGUUCUCGCGUCAUCGCCAUGCCUGCUCCUGGCUGAUGACGGCCGCUCGCGCACGGGCGGUGACUUCCGACGCCCCUCACAAAAGGCUCUGAGGUGACCACCGACACGGACACGGACACAGGCAGGGGCGGAAUGAGGAGCCGCUUCGCUCUGGUCGUUUCCCCUCUCUCUCCCUCUCUCUGUGUGUGUGUGUGUGUGUGUCGCUUACUUGAGGAAGUCUUUUCGUGUGUCGCGCCAUUUGCGGGCGACGUCAGCCUGGCUCAUGGCGUAUGGUGAGUCGGUGUGGUCCCCGAAGGCGAUGGAUGCCAUAAGCUUGGCGAUGUCGGCCUUCAUGUGCGGCCAGAAGGACGGGAAGUGCUGCUGCGCGUAGGCAAGACCGUCCGCAUAGGCGCCCUUGCCCCCAGACAAGAGGCGCAGAAACUGACGCGCACACACACACAGAGGGAGAGGGAAGGUGUACGUCUGUGGUGUGUGGUUGUUGUGAUGGUCACCUCUAGUUCGUGCAGUCUGAAUGUGAGCUGUCUGUAUCUGGCUCCCUCGGCCUUGCUGCGGCCCUCCAGCCACCGAAGCGCAGAGCUGACAUCGCCGCCAUCCAAAGCAGCCGAUAUCUGACACACACAAAACACAACACAACACCACACCACACCACACACGUGUCUCGCUGGGUGGGUGGUGGACGCACGCGGAGAGGCCAGUCGGCCGACGCACCUGAUGUAGCUGCUUGUACGCCUCAAUCAUGGCCUCGGGCACCUCAUGGUGGCCGCCGGUGGCCUCACCGCCACUGGCACUCGCACCCACACCCACACCCACGGCACCGUUUUGCUGCUGUUGGGCGUGUGUGUCACUGGUGUCGGCACUGAGCAUCUCGGCGUCAGGGGCCUCUUGCUGUGGGUGGCUGGGCGGCUGUGUGCGGGGCAUGUUGGGGUAGGGCAGACCCACAGACGCCAGCUCACCUCUGCACGGCACGGUGGCCAAGAAUGAGCACCCGUGUGUGGUGUGCUGUGUGUCAUCCGUGUGUUGCACGCAACGCAUACCUAAAGACAUCGAGCAUGUCGAAUCUGCCGUAGUGCAGGAAAUGCAGUGCGAUCAUUUUGCCGAUCAUGCGCUCGUCGAUGGGGAUGGGCCGCAGCGCCUGGCACACGUCACCCACAUACUGACGACACACACGCGCGCACGGCAGAGAGAGAGAGAGUGCGGGGGUGAGAGAGCGGGAGAGAAUUGUCGCUGGCCAUCGCAUGCACAACAGAGGAUGAGUGUGCUGUGCAGUGCUGUGUGGUGUUGGGCGGCCUGCCUGUUUGUCGAGGGACUUGCCGAACUUGGUGAGGACGCCAUAGAACUCCUUAUUCUCCUGCGCGACCUUGUCAGACACUGCCUGCUCCUGCGUGACGUGAAUGACGACAACGCUCACACGGACCGAAUGCAGUGCGUGUGGGUGCUCAUCCUGACCUUGACAGUGCUGCUCAGUUCCGCCAGAAUGGGGGCCGUUUCGGCCUCCUGCAGACAGACAGACAGACAGACACCGCACCAACAAACACAAAGCCAUCCCUCCCUCUCUCUGUCUGUGCAGGUGUGUAUGUCUCUCUGCGUGCCAAACAAACAUACCGUGGCUGUGUUUGGGAGCUGGGAGAGUUUGUCCUUGGCGCUUUGUAGUGUGCCGAUGAGUUUGUCGAUGUUGGUGUGUAUGCGUUCGUUGAGUGUUCUCUGGCGCUUGGAGACCCUCUCCAGAGCCUGCGGGAGGGUGUCCAUCCCACCGCUCUGACACCCGCCGCAACGAACACGCUUACGACUGCACACACGGUCAUCACACACACACACACAGAGAGAGAGAGAGAGAGAGAAGGCACAUACCAAGAUCAUUUAAAUGGUCAUCGUGCUGUGCUAUGCUUGUGGUGACCUGCUAGACUGCGACAGCUUAGUCAAGUGUGUCGGCCUAUCAGGCAGCCACAGUCUGCCUCACGAGCCAACCAGCGAACGCUCUCGCCAGGCGACAACACAGCCGACGCACUCUAUGCAGAAUGAAUCGCCGGCUCUCGGCCACUUCUUCGGGAGCCGGUUGAGCCUCCUCAGGUCAAGGCGGGUGAAUUGGCGGCUGUAGCACUGCAGGAGGCGUCGAAUGGGCGGCUUCGCCGAUGACCUCUGAUGAUGACUCAGCGGACGAGACAGCGCUUCAAACUCACAAGCGAUGCCACACCGACAUGCUGAUGACCUCGGAGAUGGUAGCGUUGCUCGAAUUUCC